CCCACCUGCCCGCUCCCCCUGGCCCGGCCCUGACGUCAGGGGAAGGCGUGCGGAUGCGUGUGUGUUCGAGGCGCACAUCAUCCACACACAUCAGAUAGCGCAGAUCCAUCAGCCGGCAGGCAGCCAGCCGCGAAACCCCCCGGAGCUGGGCUGCAGGCGAGAGCGCUGCCCCUCGCAAGGCAGCGGAGGAGCGUCCGGCCCCUCCGAGCACCGAUGCUCUGCGGAGCGCAGCUCCAGGGAGCCCGUCACUGCUGAGGAGGUCACCAGCCGUAGGCCCACACGCCUGGGCAUCCUUUCUCCUGCUGCCCACCCGCCCGAUCCCAAAACGGAGGAGCCCACCGACCCCGCCAUGUCAUCGGACCCCAGCGCCCCGCCGGCAGUGCCACCCCUGCACUCCCCCAAGUCGCCAGUGUGGCCCACCUUCCCCUUCCAGAGGGAGGGCAGCCGCAUCUGGGAGCGGGGCAACCUCCUGCUGCGGGAUCUGCCCAGCCCCCUGCCCACAAAGAGGACCAGGACCUACUCGGCGACAGCGCGUGCCUCCGCUGGCCCCAUCUUCAAGGGUGUCUGCAAGCAGUUCUCUCGCUCCCAGGGCCACGGGUUUAUCACCCCAGAGAAUGGCACUGAGGACAUUUUCGUGCAUGUGUCUGACAUUGAGGGAGAGUACGUCCCAGUGGAAGGGGACGAGGUGACGUACAAGGUCUGCCCCAUCCCUCCCAAGAACCAGAAGUUCCAGGCAGUGGAGGUGGUGCUCACCAACCUGGCUCCCCACACGAAGCACGAGACAUGGUCUGGCCAGAUCAUCGGCUCCUAGGCGCCCGGG
This is a messenger RNA of Ficedula albicollis (Collared flycatcher), 820 nucleotides long. RefSeq names its product cold shock domain containing C2 (gene CSDC2). Gene Ontology annotation, molecular function: mRNA 3'-UTR binding. The transcript is spliced from 4 exons. Bases 350 to 811 code for a protein of 153 amino acids. Gene Ontology annotation, biological process: regulation of mRNA stability. The record is from RefSeq and is a predicted model, not a curated record. NCBI's taxonomy places the organism in Eukaryota, Metazoa, Chordata, Aves, Passeriformes, Muscicapidae. Gene Ontology annotation, cellular component: cytoplasm.